GGUCCGCGGGAGUCGGAGAGCUUGGGGCCUGCGCCAGGGCGGGAGCGGUGCGGAGUGCACAGAGCGCUUCUCCCUAGGUGCCCCUGAGCAUUGAUCGCGCCCUGAGGGAUGGAGGACCCUGUGCUUGGGCUCGCUGCCCCUCCGCACACGCACGCACACCCCUUGCCGGGAGCGCGCGAGAGGCUGAGGAGUUUAUCCGUCCGGUCGGAGAAAGGGGGAGGUGUAGCGGGAAAGUUAAACUCACAGGCCUCUGGUGGGUUCUUUCCUGGAAGAACUAUUUAUCUACUGUAUAAAAAGUCCCUCUCCCGCCCCCAAGCGUUCACAGUCCAAGAUGGGGAAGGAGACACUACAGGUCUCUUGCACGACCUUCUCGAGGGAUAUUUACUGUGUGCCCAUUUUGUGUAAGCCCUUCCACCAGGCCUGGGGCCUCGCCCUAGGGGGAGUUCUCUGGAAUGAGACAGUACACAGCAUAAACUUGAACUCUCAGGCCACUCCAUGGUUCACUACUGCCAGGAAGAUCCUGGCUGUUGCUUGGCAGCUCUAAACUUAGGGAAUAGAAAUAAGGAGUUAAGGCAAGUUUAGCCCCUGGACUUUUAGUAAAUCAUUUACUCAAGGAGUAUUUAUUGGGCACCAGUUGAAAGCAGGACUCUGUGCUGGACUUUUAUUGUGGGAAUUCAGGGUCUAAUGGGAGAGUUAAUCUGGUGGGAGAGGUGGAGUGUACACAAGAAAGGGUGAAACUCAGGCCUCAUUUCCUGGAGGGACCACUCUUCAUUCCCUAGGUAUCUACGGAGGGCCUCCCGUGUGCUCAGAAGUGUUCUUGGCAGUGGGAAUGCAUCUGCGAUGAACAAACUAAAAUCCCUGCCUUGUGGGAGCUUGACAUGAACAACUUUUGUGUGCAAGGCUGUAAGCUGAACUCCUCCUACCCUUGGGCACUAACAGCUGAGUUAAAGAAGAAGUGGAGAAGGGACUGCCCUCCCAGACAAUGACAGAGGUGGUGGCUGAGGUGGCUGACAUGCCAACACAAAUGUCACCAGGGACCACAGAGGCAUCAACACCGGUGUUAGGGCAGAUGACAGAGAUGUCAGCAGAGGUGACCGAGAUGAUGCCUGGGGAGGCCCUGGCCUCAUCCCUCUUCUUCCAGCACCACCAGUUCAUGUGCUCAGAGUGUGGCAACCUCUACAACACUCUGGAGGAAGUCCUCUCGCACCAGGAGCAGCAUGCACCCACGGCCACAGAGGAAGAAGCGCUGGGCCCCCAGGACACCGGCCCAGAGAUAGUGCCAGGUGGCAUCCAGGACGGGCCCUUCCAGUGCUGUGAGUGCAGCCAGCUCAUCCUCUCCCCUGGUGAGCUCCUGGCCCACCAGGACGCCCACCUCCGGGAGUCCGCCAGCCAGAUCCAGUACCAGUGUGGGGACUGCCAGGAGCUGUUCCCCUCACCAGAGCUGUGGGUCGCUCAUCGCCAGGCUCAGCACCUUUCUGCCACCACGGCAGGGCCACCAGAACCGCCCCCGCUGCCUCCUAGCGUGCCUCCGCCUCCGCCCCCUGCUCCACCUGAAGUCAAGAUGGAGCCCUACGAGUGUCCCGAGUGCUCUACUCUCUGCGCCACCCCUGAGGAGUUCUUGGAGCAUCAGGGCACCCACUUCGACUCCCUGGAGAAAGAAGAGCGCAAUGGGCUAGAGGAGGAAGAGGAAGAUGAGGACGACGAAGAUGACGAGGAGACAGAAGAAGAGGAGGCAGCAGCGGAGGCGGGUGAUGAGGCCGUGGGAGGCGACAAGUCCACAGCCGGCCGCACCCAUAGCUGUGGGGAUUGUCCCCAACACAGGACCUCAACAGGGGCACGCCGACGACACCGGCGGGCAUCUCGUGGCCCAGCAUCAGCAACCCACCCCUUCCACUGCAGCCAGUGCCAGCGCAGCUUCAGUUCCGCCAAUCGGCUGCUGGCUCACGGACGGGCCCACGUGGGUGGCACCCACGAGUGUACCACCUGCUCCAAGGUCUUCAAGAAAGCAGCCUCCCUGGAGCAGCACCUGCGGCUGCAUCGCGGCGAAGCCCGGUACCUCUGUGUGGACUGUGGCCGCGGCUUUGGCACAGAACUCACGCUGGUGGCCCACCGCCGGGCCCACACCGCCAAUCCGCUACAUCGCUGCCGCUGCGGCAAGACCUUCAGCAACAUGACCAAGUUCCUGUACCACCGGCGCACGCACGCGGGCAAGAGCGGGGCACCCCCUGCAGCGGCAGCAGUGGCCUCCCCAGCUCCCGCUGAGCCCACGCCCCCGCCUCCGCCCCCACCACCCGCCCCACCUGUCCAGCUGCCCUGCCCACAGUGCUCCAAGUCCUUCUCCUCAGCUUCCCGACUGUCCCGGCACCGACGUGCAGUACAUGGUCCCCCUGAGCGGCGGCACCGCUGCGGGGUGUGUGGCAGGGGCUUCAAGAAGCUGGUCCACGUACACAACCACCUGCGGACGCACACAGGUGAGAGGCCCUUCCAGUGCCACUCUUGUGGCAAGACCUUUGCGUCUUUAGCCAACCUCAGCCGCCACCAGCUGACCCACACAGGCGUGCGGCCCUACCAGUGCCUGGACUGUGGCAAGCGCUUCACGCAGAGCUCCAACCUGCAGCAGCACCGGAGGCUGCACCUGCGGCCUGUGGCCUUCGCCCGGGCACCCCGCCUGCCCAUCACUGGUCUCUACAACAAGAGCGCCUACUCUUGUGGGACCUGUGGCCGCUGGUUCCGUGCCAUGGCGGGCCUGCGGCUGCAUCAGCGGGUCCAUGCUCGAGCCCGGACUGCGACAACACAGCCACCCCGCUCACCGCCCCCCGCCCCACCCCCGCCCCCUGAGCCGCAGCAGACUAUCAUGUGCACCGAGCUAGGGGAGACCAUUGCCAUCAUUGAGACCUCCCAGCCGCUGGCCCUUGAGGACACACUGCAGCUGUGCCAGGCUGCCCUGGGGGCCACUGAGGCCAGCGGGCUGCUGCAGUUGGAUGCAGCCUUCAUGUGACACAGCUGAAGAAGAGCAAUAAAAGUUUGGUUGCCAUGGCCAUUGUGGUUCCCUUUGGGGGGCAAGGGGCUCACCCCCUGGCAAGCCACUCUGGCGUCCACUUAUGUGCCAGGAUCCACCCUGGCCUCUUCCCCACCGACUCCUCAGAACAACCCCGCCAGCUUUCUCUUGUCACCUUUUUCUGCCUGAAAGAAAACUGAAGCUCUGAGAUGCGAGCUGAUCUGUCCCAAGUCACCCGCCACACUACCCAGGGAAGUUUGCCAAGCCCUUUGCUCAGCAGCACCCGGGUGCCGGGCAACAUCAGGUAACCUUUUCUGAGCCCUGAGCAUGUGCCAGGUUGGAGCUGGGCACGGUCACCUAUUUCUGGUCCUCUGCUUGUCCUCUCAGCCCUAGCCAUCCCUGGACACCAGGCACCUAGGACCUCACUCCACCUGGUGGGAGAAAGCCACUGGACUUCUCUGGGGCUCCUUAAGCUCGUUUUUGGCGAUGUGGAAGGAAAUCUAUAGGUAUUGAGGUGCUCAACUGCAGACUGGGUGAUGCUGGAGACCCAGGAAUAAGUCAGACAUGGGCUGUGCCCCCAGCAGGCGUGCGGGGUGAUGGGAGGAACACAAGUACAGAUGGCCUUGCUUCUCCAAGUGUGUCUUCAUUCAUUUGGCCUGGGUGUCCUGAGGCCACCCUCUGUGCUGGGUGAUACCAAGAGCCAAAGAUGAGUCGGGCCUCUACCCUACUUCUGGGGGACAGACAGCUCUCAGCCCCAGGUUCCUUAGGCUGUGGUGGGGAUGGGCGGGGACAGUGAGAGGCCAGAGCAGCAGACCGACCUCCAUGGUGGCAGAUCUGGAGUCGGAGGCCUCCUAGAGGUAGCCCUUGAAAAACAGAAAUCUGCUAGUGACAAUGGAAGAGAACAUUCCAACAGGCAGCAAUGCAAGGAGGGUGAGUUCUUGGUAUGUUUGGAUACUGUCCAGUUAUUCACAGCCCCAGUACAGUGGACACUGGACUGCCUAGCUGUGGCAGGCACUGCAGUAAGCGUUGUGUACUGUGAUCCUAUGGGCCUGGGAGGUGAUCUCAGUAUAUUCUCUGUCGUACAGAUGAGAAAACAGGGCCAGACUCGCCCGAGGUCUUGCAGCUAGGCGGAGGGGGUGCUGAGGUUUGAACCCAGUUGGUUCCUUCAGGCCGCGUCUGGGACCAGUGCCACUGAUUGAUCGUGACCUGGAACCCACGCAGGGCUGGUGGCUCAGGGCUUGAUUAAGUGGAGGAAAAGUGAGCGGGUGUUACAGAGCCGUUGGGGAUUGAUGGGGCCUCAAAAGAUCAAAGUUCUUGGGAGCAGGAAGGACUCCCCAAACUCUUUAAAGGUUAUCUGGGAUGACAAUACCUUCCUCUCAAAGCAGAAGCCGGUGAUUUAUGGGAGGUCAGUGGGGCAGAUGCUUCCCAGGCCUGUGCAGAGCAAGGUGCAGGCAGGAGGCAGCUGCAGCUCUGA
Talpa occidentalis (Iberian mole) is the source of this 4472-nucleotide messenger RNA. It is a transcript of the gene ZNF526, whose product is annotated as zinc finger protein 526. Lineage: Eukaryota; Metazoa; Chordata; Mammalia; Eulipotyphla; Talpidae. Gene Ontology annotation, biological process: regulation of transcription by RNA polymerase II. The transcript has 2 exons. Gene Ontology annotation, molecular function: DNA-binding transcription factor activity, RNA polymerase II-specific; RNA polymerase II transcription regulatory region sequence-specific DNA binding. Gene Ontology annotation, cellular component: nucleus. The coding region runs from base 983 to 2998 and encodes 671 amino acids. The record is from RefSeq and is a predicted model, not a curated record.